Doryrhamphus excisus (bluestripe pipefish) is the source of this 4362-nucleotide messenger RNA. Its product is annotated as contactin-associated protein-like 4. Lineage: Eukaryota; Metazoa; Chordata; Actinopteri; Syngnathiformes; Syngnathidae. The record is from RefSeq and is a predicted model, not a curated record.
AGAAGCGAACAGCAGAGGAGGUGGAUAGACUGUCUCCUCUCAGUUAUGACUUUCUAUUCCACUAUGCUAGGUGGCUUCAACAUGCCUCUGAGGAAUACAAGACUGGCUGGGAUUGUUCUGCUGAUCUCCUCGCUGCUUCUCAGCUCCUGUGGGACAGCAGACAUUUGUGACAGCCCGCUGGUGUCUAAUCUGCCCCAUUCGUCAUUCAGAAGCUCUUCACAGCUAUCUGGUAGCCAUGGGCCAGUCUACGCCAAAGUCAACAGGAGAGAAGGAGCUGGAGGUUGGUCUCCUCUCGUAUCAGACAGAUACCAGUGGCUGGAGGUGGACCUGGGGGCGAGGACCCAAAUCACAGCUGCUGCGACGCAGGGACGUUAUGGCAGCUCAGAUUGGCUGACCUCCUACCUGUUGAUGUUUAGUGACACAGGACACAACUGGAGACAGCAUCGUCAAGAAGACAGUUUUGGGGCUCUUCCAGGUAACUCUAAUGCGGACACUGUGGUCCAGUAUAAACUUGAUCACCCAGUGGUUGCCCGCUUUCUACGUCUCAUCCCUGUGGCCUGGAACCCAACUGGGAGGAUUGGACUUAGGCUAGAAAUAUACGGAUGUCACUAUGCGUCUGAUGUUGCCAACUUUGAUGGCAGCAGCAGUAUACUAUACAGGCUGAACGCCAGACCGAGCCCAAUGGCCAUUUCUCUGAAUCUGAAAACCCUAAGGAAUUCUGGGAUGGUGUUCCAUGCUGAGGGAAAAGGAGAUCACAGCCUCACUCUGGCAUUAGAAAAUGGCAAGCUGCUGCUCUUUCACCAACAAGGUCUGAGCUCAUCCUCUGGUGGUUAUGUCCUUGUAACAAUGGGAAGUCUACUUGACGACCAACACUGGCACCAUGUAAAGCUGGAACGGAUUGGCUCCUACUUCACACUCACUGUGGAUAAAAACACACAGCAAGUUGUCAUACCAGCAGAGCUCAGUCACUGGAACAUUCACUGGUUGAGUGUAGGAGCUGUCCAAAGUCCAGCACUCAGGCGUAAUCCCUACAACAAGAACUUUCACGGCUGUGUGGAAAACCUGUCUUACAAUGACCUCAACCUAAUAGACGUGGCUAAACACAACAAUCCCCAAGUCACUGUGGUGGGCAAUGUGACGUUUUCUUGUGCUGAGCCAGUUUCAGUGGCUGUAACAUUCACUGACUCCCAAAGCUUCCUCCAGUUGCCAGGACACACAAUGUGGUCAUCAGGGCUUGUCAUUCUUGCUUUACAAUUCCGGACAUGGAACGAGGAGGGACUACUGCUCACCUUUAACCUGCAGCAGCACAGAAUCUUCUGGCUGUAUCUGAGUAAAACUAGACUGUGUCUGCAGAUCAAUGACACUGGAAGGGCUGUCCUAGAGCUCAGGACAGGUUCAGGACUGAAUGAUGGUCAGUGGCAUUCAGUGGAGCUCAGCUGUGGACAAGAUCAUCUGAGCAUCACGGUGGACAAAGAUGAAGGAGCCACUGCUAACAAUGCUGGCGUCCCACAUCCUGAUAGCCCAUUAUUCUUUGGCGGCUGUCCUCCACUGGGGGGUAAUCACACAUGUAGGAACCCCUUCAGAGUGUUCCAGGGUUGUAUGCGGCUCUUGACCCUGGAUGAGCGACCUGUGGACUUCAUCAAUUUGCAGCAAAGACUGCUGGGGAAAUAUAGCCACUUGCAGAUUGAUACGUGUGACAUUAUUGACAGGUGCUCCCCCAGUCACUGUGAACAUGGAGGAAAAUGCACUCAGUCAUGGAGUACCUUCCAUUGUGAAUGCUCCAACACUGGCUACAGAGGGGCUACCUGUCAUAGCUCAAGAUAUGAACAGUCAUGUGAGGCAUACAAACACAAAGGCACCGCAUCAGGACAUUAUUACGUGGAUGUGGAUGGCAGUGGACCAAUCAAACCUCAGCUCAUAUAUUGUAACAUGACAGACAGGGCAUGGAUUGUGAUUGACCACAAUAAUACAGAGUUGACGGCUCUGCAUUCAUCCCCCGAGAGAAGGCAUCAUGAAGUUAAUUUCCACUAUGCUUCAGAAGAGGAAGAUUUAGCCGUGAUCCUCAGCCAGUCAGAGCAUUGUGAACAGGAACUGUAUUACCAUUGUAGAAAGUCCCACCUUCACAACAAACCAGACAGUGCACCGCUAAGCUGGUGGCUUGGAGGUCAAGAUCUCGAACAGGUCCAAACACACUGGGAUGGAGCUCUGCCAGGCAAUGGGCUGUGUUCUUGCAGUCCGCACAAUAAUUGUCUGAAUCUCCAGUGCAACUGCGAUGCCGACAACGAGCAAUGGACUAAGGAGUCAGGUCUCCUCACUCUUAAGGAGACUCUACCACUCCAGUCUCUUGUCCUCAGCGGCUCAGAGCCAGGUUCAGAGGCAGCCUACAAAGUGGGACCUUUACGUUGUCAUGGAGACAAAAGUUUCUGGAACGCUGCACUGUUUGAUAAAGAGACAUCCUACCUUCACUUCCCCACCUUUCAUGGAGAGCUGAAUGCGGACAUCUUCUUCCUCUUUAAAACAUCAUCCUCCUCUGGGGUCUUCCUGGAAAAUCUGGGCAUCAAAGAUUUUAUCCGUAUUGAACUCAGCUCCCCAUCUGAAGUCCUCUUCUCUUUUGAUGUGGGCAAUGGACCACUGGAGGUCAGAGUGAAAACAAGUGUCCCUCUCAAUAACAACCGCUGGCACAGUGUCCGAGCAGAACGUAACGUAAAGGAGGCAUCGCUCCAUGUUGAUGACUUCCCUGCAGCCACGCAGGAGGCGCCGUCUGAUGGCCAAAUUCAUUUGCAGCUAAACAGCCAGCUGUUCAUAGGAGGCACAGCAUCCCGACAAAAGGGCUUUCUGGGUUGUAUCCGCUCUCUGCAGCUAAAUGGCGUCACUCUCGACCUGGAGGAGAGGGCAAGGAUCACUCCUGGGGUCCAACCUGGAUGCCCAGGCCACUGCAGCAGUUAUGAGUUUCUUUGUCAAAACCAGGGUCGUUGUGUGGAGAGACGCAGUGGUUUCUCCUGUGACUGUAGUCAGUCAUCCUACACUGGAGCUUUCUGCCAUGAAGAGAUUUCAGCCACCUUUAAGUCAACAACAUCCAUAAGAUAUACCCUCAAGGAGCCCUAUGAGCUGAGCCCAAACAAUAGCACCUUGGCUUCAUCUAUCAUCUCCGAUAUGACGUUAAGAGGAGAAAAUGUCACCCUAAAAUUCAGGACCACACAGACUCCUGCUCUGCUGCUCUAUGUCGACUCAUUAUACAGAGAAUACUUCGCCCUGCUCAUCAACAAACACGGUGAACUGGAGUUGAGGUACAAGUUGCACAGCAGCAGAGAUGCAGAAGUGUUUGGAAGCAGUGUCGUGAACUUGGCUGACGGACGCCUGCACACGGUGACCAUUAAGAGGCGAGCAGAAUAUGUCUCUUUUCAGAUUGACAGGAAUGCCAGAGAGAGCUUCAUCUUGAUAACGGAUGAAGAAUUCAACAGCGUCAAAUGGAUUCAUUUGGGAAGAGUACUUGAGGCUGACGUGGCUGACAUAGAGCUGGCAAGGCUGGCCUCCCUUGGCUUCACCGGUUGUCUGUCAGCAGUUGACUUUAACUCCAUCAGUCCUCUAAAAGCAGCUCUUCUCCACCCUGACAGCCGUGUAACUGUCACUGGUCCACUGACACAGUCCAGCUGUGGGUCUGCUUUCUCUGCUAAUCCACAAUCAUCAGAAACAACACAUUCUUUAUCAGACCCACCUGCCUCACUGGAUCCAGGCCAACCUUUAGUCAAUACCAUGAGGAGUGACUCUGCCCUAAUUGGAGGGGUCAUAGCACUGGUGGUUUUCGUCGCUAUAUCUGUGUUGGCCGCCAUCACCAGAAUCACCUGCAGCAGACGUGAGACGUAUCGAAACCCAGACAUAAAAGCAGCACAGCCCGACGUCACUGAUGUCCACUUAAGUCAUGAGCCUAACGACCAGAGUGCAGGUAAUGCUAACCAAAAGGAGUUUUUCAUAUGACAAAAUCAUUGACCUGACAGGACCAAGUGGCCCAGUACUGUACCAGUCAAUACAAGUCAGUAAGACAUUCUUUGUUCCUGUUGUUUUGUAAAUAUUGUAUGCUUUGCACAAACUGGAAAAAAGUCUCAAGAAAUCAAUUGAAAUGGAUUUCAAGUUGUCAGUGUGGAUCUUUGUAAAAUACCAAUGAAGUAAUUGUGUGCAGUCUUUACAAUACGCUUGUCAACACAUUCAUUAAAUGCUUCUCAUUAACAUCUCUAAAUUUCAUUUGCUGAGUAUGGAGUAUGGAUUAUUAGACAGCAAGUGUUAUUGUUUAAACACAAGAGGGAAAACGGUCAAUUAAAUGCCUGAUUGAUUUGUAUCUUCAUGAUGCGUUCCUCGUCUGAUAUG